AUGAAUGAUGCAAAACAACAAGUGAAGAAGAUAAUACAAGAAUUUGGUAAAAAUAUUUGUACUCGGUGCUCGAUUGAAAAAAUCGAAUAUGUCGAUGAAAAUGGUGCAACAAAAGUUAUUGAUUGUUACUUUAAACAGGGCUCAAACAACGAUAAAUCGAAAGAUUUAGUUGAAAUAUGUAACGAUUUAGGUAUGGAAUUAUCAGCUAAAGUUAAGUUACAAAACUUGAGAUGCUGGCGACUAAAUGCAAUUGAAGGUCUUUGGUGCAAUCAAAAGGCAUUUGUUAGUUCACAUACAGAUCAAAGUUUUGAAAAAAUGAUAAAAUUAAUAGCGGAUUCUCGUAUACAUUUUGCCGAACAAAAUAUUGCAGUAAAAUUAUUCGAGCGAUUUUGGCGUUCAAUCGAAGCAUAUCUUCAAGGUUAA
This is a messenger RNA of Rotaria sordida, 423 nucleotides long. The record is from the annotation of a GenBank genome assembly. Lineage: Eukaryota; Metazoa; Rotifera; Eurotatoria; Philodinida; Philodinidae.